AUGGAUUCGGAUUUCGGAAUCGCCAGAGAACUCUCCCCUCUUCAGCAACUCCGAUCUCAGUACCGCCCCGAGCUUCCUCCAUGUCUCCAGGGGACCACUGUCCGUGUGGAACUCGGUGAUGGAACCACUGUGGCAAAGGCCGGUGAUGCCCAUAUCAUUGCCCGUGCCUUCCCGCAUACUCUGGGCCAGCCUUUAGCUCACUUCCUCAGGGCUACUGCUAAAGUUCCUGAUGCUCAGAUCAUCACCGAGCAUCCAGCGAUUAGGGUGGGAAUAGUGUUUUCUGGAAGGCAGGCUCCUGGUGGUCACAAUGUAGUUUGGGGUCUAUACGAGGCUCUUAAAGUGCACAACGCUAAGAACACUUUGCUAGGAUUUUUGGGUGGUUCCGAAGGUCUGUUUGCCCAAAAGACCCUGGAGAUCACUGAUAAUGUCCUCCAAACCUACAAAAACCAAGGUGGUUUUGAUUUGCUUGGAAGAACCAAGGAUCAGAUAAGGACAACUGAGCAGGUUAAUGCUGCACUAAAAGCUUGCAUGGAUUUGAAAUUGGAUGGUCUUAUUAUCAUUGGAGGUGUGACAUCAAACACAGAUGCUGCGCAUCUUGCUGAGUUUUUUGCUGAAGCAAAAUGCCCAACAAAGGUAGUUGGUGUUCCGGUCACCAUUAAUGGAGAUCUCAAGAAUCAGUUUGUGGAGACAAACGUCGGUUUCGACACUACAUGCAAGGUGAAUUCUCAGCUAAUUAGCAAUACCUGCACCGAUGCCCUUUCAGCAGAGAAGUAUUAUUACUUCGUCCGCCUCAUGGGUCGGAAGCAUUCACAUGUGGCCCUGGAGUGUACACUUCAGUCUCAUCCAAACAUGGUGAUAUUGGGUGAGGAGGUUACAGCAUCGAAGCUCACAAUAUUUGACAUCACAAAGCAAAUCUGUGAUGCUGUUCAAGCGAGAGCAGAACAAGACAAAAAUCACGGAGUCAUCCUAAUUCCUGAAGGGAUCGUGGAGAGUAUUCCUGAACUUUAUGCUCUGUUGAAGGAAAUUCAUGGACUGCUCAAGGAAGGUGUGCAUGCUGAUAAUAUUUCUGCUAAGCUGUCACCUUGGUCAUCUGCUUUGUUUGGGUUUUUGCCUCCAUUCAUUAAGAAACAGCUACUUCUGCAUCCCGAGUCUGAUGAUUCUGCUCAGCUAUCCCAGAUUGAGACGGAGAAACUUCUAGCUUAUCUUGUGGAGACUGAAAUGAACAAGCGCAUGAAAGAAGGGACAUACAAAGGGAAGAAAUUCAAUGCUAUCUGCCACUUUUUUGGUUACCAAGCUCGUGGAUCUCUGCCAUCAAAAUUCGACUGUGACUAUGCCUAUGCAAUGAUGACAGUUAAGCGCUGGUCCCAGAACUCUGGUUCGACUACAAUCGGUAGACCUGUAAUUCAUCCAGCUACGGUGGACUUGAAAGGCAAGGCAUACGAGCUAUUGAGACAGAACGCGCAGAAAUUCUUGAUGGAAGAUAUGUACAGAAACCCAGGACCGCUUCAGUAUGAUGGUCCAGGUGCAGAUGCAAAGGCCGUAAGUCUGUGUGUAGAAGACCAGGACUACAUGGGCAGAAUCAAGAAGCUUCAAGAGUAUCUCGAUCAGGUGAGGACGAUAGUGAAGCCGGGUUGCUCUCAAGAUGUGUUGAAAGCGGCAUUGAGUGUUAUGGCUUCGGUGACUGAUGUUCUCUCCACAAUCUCUUCUUCUUCCACCAGCGGUCAACAAUUUGCUUGA
Messenger RNA from Thlaspi arvense, 1737 nucleotides. Lineage: Eukaryota; Viridiplantae; Streptophyta; Magnoliopsida; Brassicales; Brassicaceae. The record is from the annotation of a GenBank genome assembly.